CCCACCGGGCUACCCAAGGGCUCGGCCAGCGCAGUGACCCAGAGCCUGCCCAGGACGCCCUCGGCCACCACCGGUGGGAUCCGGGCCACGCUGACGCCCACGGUCCUAGCCCCACGCCUGCCGCAGCCGCCGCAGAACCCGACCAACAUCCAGAACUUCCAGCUGCCCCCAGGUAUGGUCCUCGUGCGCAGCGAGAACGGGCAGCUGUUAAUGAUUCCUCAGCAGGCCUUGGCCCAGAUGCAGGCCCAGGCCCACGCCCAGGCCCAGCCUCAGACCACCAUGGCGCCCCGGCCGGCCACCCCCACAAGUGCCCCCCCCGUGCAGAUCUCCACCGUGCAGGCACCUGGGACCCCCAUCAUUGCACGGCAGGUGACCCCAACGACCAUAAUCAAGCAAGUGUCUCAGGCCCAGACAACGGUGCAGCCCACCGCAGCGCUCCAGCGCUCGCCCGGAGUUCAGCCUCAGCUUGUCCUGGGUGGUGCUGCCCAGACAACUUCACUCGGGACGGCGACAGCUGUUCAGACGGGGACACCUCAGCGAACGGUCCCAGGGGCCACCACCACCUCCACAGCUGCCACGGAAACUAUGGAAAACGUGAAGAAAUGUAAAAAUUUUUUAUCUACGUUAAUAAAACUGGCUUCCUCCGGUAAACAGUCCACAGAGACAGCCGCUAAUGUGAAAGAGCUGGUGCAGAAUCUGCUGGAUGGAAAAAUUGAAGCAGAAGAUUUCACUAGUAGGUUAUACCGAGAACUUAAUUCUUCACCUCAACCUUACCUUGUGCCUUUCCUGAAGAGGAGCUUGCCCGCCUUGAGACAGCUGACCCCCGACUCCGCGGCCUUCAUCCAGCAGAGCCAGCAGCAGCAGCCGCCGGCCUCGCAGGCCACCACCGCGCUCACGGCCGUGGUGCUCAGUGGCUCGGUCCAGCGCACAGCCGGGAAGACGGCGGCCACCGUGACCAGCGCCCUCCAGCCCCCUGUCAUCAGCCUCACGCAGCCCACACAGGUUGGCGUCGGCAAGCAGGGGCAGCCCACGCCGCUGGUGAUCCAGCCACCGCCCAAGCCCGGGGCUCUGAUCCGGCCCCCGCAGGUGACACUGACGCAGACGCCCAUGGUCGCGCUCCGGCAGCCCCACAGCCGCAUCGUGCUCACCGCACCCCAGCAGAUCCAGCUGAACCAGCUGCAGCCAGUCCCUGUGGUGAAACCUGCUGUGUUACCUGGAACCAAAGCUCUUUCUACUGUCUCGGCACAGGCAGCUGCUGCCCAGAAAAAUAAACUCAAGGAGCCUGGGGGAGGCUCGUUUCGGGACGACGAUGACAUCAAUGACGUGGCGUCCAUGGCUGGCGUGAACCUGUCGGAAGAGAGCGCGAGGAUAUUGGCCACGAACUCGGAGCUGGUGGGCACCCUGACGCGGUCCUGCAAGGACGAGACCUUCCUUCUCCCGGCACCCUUACAGAGACGGAUACUAGAAAUAGGGAAGAAGCACGGCAUAACGGAGCUACACCCGGACGUGGUGAGUUACGUGUCCCACGCCACGCAGCAGAGGCUGCAGAACCUGGUCGAGAAGAUAUCGGAGACGGCCCAGCAGAAGAACUUCUCCUACAAGGAUGACGACAGGUACGAGCAGGCAAGUGACGUCCGGGCUCAGCUCAAGUUUUUCGAGCAGCUGGACCAGAUCGAGAAGCAGAGGAAAGAUGAGCAGGAAAGAGAGAUCCUGAUGCGGGCAGCAAAGUCUCGAUCCAGACAGGAAGACCCCGAGCAGUUAAGGUUGAAGCAGAAGGCGAAGGAGAUGCAGCAGCAGGAACUGGCGCAGAUGCGGCAGCGCGACGCCAACCUCACGGCGCUGGCCGCCAUCGGGCCCAGAAAGAAGAGGAAGGUGGACUCCCCGGGCCCCGGGUCGGGGGCAGAGGGCUCGGGCCCAGGCUCGGCGGUCCCAGGCAGCUCCGGCAUCGGAACCCCCAGACAGUUCACGCGACAGCGGAUCACGCGGGUCAACCUCAGGGACCUCAUAUUUUGUUUAGAAAAUGAACGCGAGACAAGCCAUUCACUGUUGCUCUACAAAGCAUUCCUUAAGUAGCUCGGACACGGCCUCUCAGAGGGAGACGCCUGGGGACUUUUCAUUUGUUUGCAGAUACGCCUUUUUGUAACAAGCAAAUGGGAUAUUGUUUAAAAAACAGCCACCUCUUUACAAUGGAGCAGUUUUAUAUUCCUGUUUCUAAGUCAACUCUUCUGUACGGAGGAAAACACGUUUCUGUAACGGAGAACACAGAGGCCCGUGGGUACUCUAAAAGGACAAUUAAAUCUUAACUCAUCUUUGAUUGAGUGGCCUUCUUGCCAAACAAGCCAUAUAUAAAAACUGAUGGAAUCGUUUAGCAAAUAAUUAGCUGCCCUCUGUCAGCUCAUAGCGGUUUCUGCAUCAUUUGUGCAUUUGGUUUAGUUCAACCCAACUUACUCCGUAGGUGUGUGUCUACAGCCGAUGACCUCAUUUCACUUAUUUUAUUUUUGUAUUAGUCAGUUGGCAAAGCAAACUGAUUUUUUAGACUAUUUAUCGUCGCCCCUCCCCCGCCCUCCGUUCGGGAUUCCCGAGGCGCAGGUGGGCGUUCCUCAGCUGCCCACGCCUCGGGGCCCACCUCCCUUCUGCUUCUCGGGGCCCGGCGCCGCGGCUCCUUCUGAAUGUGUGGUCAGCAUCUGUACAAAUGCAUUUUAUUUGCUAUAGUUUGUAAAGCUGUAAAGUUAAAAGAAAUGAAAACCUUUUCAGCAUAAAUCUAUUUUACUUGCACUGUGUUUUUUAGCUAAAAGUGAAAACUUAGAUGAAAUAAAAUCAAAGUUGAGAAGAAUCAUCAAGAGACUGUUUCUCAGUGUGAAUCAAGUGUUGAAAAAUGGCUGGUGUAUUUUGUCGGUAACUGUACAUAGUUUUUGGCACAUGACAGAAGACGGCUAUGUAACUAUAAUUAUUUUGCUAAGAGACUGUAUGCAAGCUGUGGGCCCACUUUACAGACGUCCAGAGCAAAAGCCCCUUCUUUGUACCUAUUUUUUUAUUACAAAUAUACUAAUUGGUUCUUUAUAUUUUCAGAGGUUAUUGUAUUAAAUUGUCUAUCGAUAGGACUUUUAUGACUGUAAAUGCUCCGGCUUUCUCCGUGUGAAUUCCCACGUUAGACUCUCCGCGCGCGUGUGGACUGAGUGCUGAUAGUGUUUUUUAUCGACACCUGGAAACUGUUACACCUUUUAUUUUGUCUUUUAGGAAAAUCCUGUCUUUCCAUUUUUUCAUGUAAAUUUUGCACAGUUACUUGUUCAUAUGUAAAUAUUUUACUUUCAAAAUGAAGUUUUUAAUCGCUAUGGUUUUAUAUAGGAUUGGAAGAGAAUUAACCCCUUUAUUAAAAACGAAUUUAUCUGCA
Vicugna pacos (alpaca) is the source of this 3391-nucleotide messenger RNA. Lineage: Eukaryota; Metazoa; Chordata; Mammalia; Artiodactyla; Camelidae. The record is from RefSeq and is a predicted model, not a curated record.